AGGAGGCGCUCUCCUCUCGAAUUUGUACAGGUCGGUCUCUCUUCGUGACAUCGGUCAUGGCUCAAAGAAUCAUCUGCGUCUGAGGCUCAGUGCGCACAGCGGGCAUCGCUUCAUCUGUGUACAGGCACUAGCCCUGUAUCCAAUCAGCUGAUCCUUGCAGAAUCACCUACGGAAGGCGACCAACGUGUCGCGUUGCCGUGUGAGUCUGCUCGCAGCGUCGAUCGUCAUCCGGCUCUACGAAAUCGUAGAAGAGAUUUACCUCUAAACGGCCCCAGCUGAAUUCCCGGUGGAGGGCGCAGAAACCUCAGAAGUGCUUCCUCCGACCCCAGUGCCCUGUAAAUGAAGGUGUUCGCCGCAGCCCGUUGUCGGAAAAUCAUCAGUGUACUUCAGCGCGGGAAACCCCGGGUCUCGGACGCGGAGAGAAACUCCGCGUAGGGCUCUGGCGAUACUCUGAUGUGCGGACGUCCUCCGGGGAGUUAAGGACGCCACCGUACACGUUGGAACUCAAAUGGAUCUCUCUGGAACCUUGAACGUCCAAUAGGGAACUGAUCGGUGGAAUUCGGAGCCAUGAGCCGCAACGGCGGAGCUCUACUCCUCUUCACGGGUUUCGUCGUUUGCAUUCUGCUGAUGUCGAUAGGGGAUCAAAGAAGUCGACAAGUUCAGGCAGAGCCAAGUUCCGCUGCCCCGAAGAACGGGCAUACCGUCUUCCCCGAUGAUCGAUACCGGAGGCUACAUCACUUCGUUCAGGUCACCGAUCUUCACGUAAGCAUGUACCGAGAUUCUGAUCGACUGAAAGACUUCUCAAAUUUCAUAGAAGAGACGCUCCUCCAAGUCAUCAAGCCCCCAGUGGUCAUCAUGUCAGGUGACAUCGUCGACUCUCUGGGCGCUUCGUUCAUGUCGUCAGAGCAGAAUCUCAAAGAAUGGCUCGCUUAUCGGAAAAUUCUAGACGACACCAAGGUGACGGAGAAAAUCACUUGGCUGGAUAUCCGCGGAAAUCAUGAUAACCUCAACCUCGAAUCUGUGACCGCGGAGAACAACUACUAUCGGAAGUACAGCGUGCGCGGUCCGCAGAACAAUUACUCGUACAAAUAUAUUUACGACAAAGACGACGAAAAAAUCGCGUUCGUGGGCGUAGACACCUGCAUGGAUCCCGGUUCUCGACGACCGUUCAACUUUUUCGGUCAUCUCACCAGGGAGAGAUUCGAUGAAGUAAUGCGGCUGAAGGAGGAAACUUCGGCGACCAAUUACACGAUAUGGUUCGGUCAUCAUCCGUCCAGCGUCGUUUUUGGCCGGAGCAAACAGGGAUUGUCUUUCAGAGAUGUUUUUGCGAACUCGGGACCGUAUCUCUGCGGACACUACCACACGGUUUUCAACGUCGCAAACGAAAUGUAUUACAUGCAUACCGGCAAUGCGUUGGAGUUGGAACUCGGGGACUUCAAGAAGAACCGGAAAUAUCGCAUCCUUUCAUAUGACAACGGCUUGUUGAAUUUCGUUGACGUUCGGUUCGGGAAAUUCCCCGUCAUUCUGGUCACUAACCCGAAGAACGCGCUGUAUCAUAUGCCCGAGUACGAGCCUCUCUACAGAAUAGCUCAAUCAACACACAUCCGAGUUUUGGUUUUCUCCGACGAAGCAGACAUGGACGUGAAAGUCAAGUUAAACGAUGAAGAGGAACAAUUCCUCACCCGAGUGGACAAGACUCCGCUCUUCAUAUUCAAGUGGAAUUCGUCAAAGUACGCGCACGGAUUGCAUCGAAUCCAAGUCGCUGCAGAAGAUGGUCAGGGCCGGAAGAAUUCUGUCUCGUUCCAGUUCAGCGUAGACGGCUCUCGUCCGAGUUUCAAUCUUAUUCCGAGAAUAGUGCUCAGCUUAGGUCGAGACUCUUUCAUAUUUGGAUACGCAAUCCUCACAGUUAUUAGCCUGGGUCCUCUCGUCUUCCUACGUUACCGCUACGGUGCAAAAAUAGGUCGAUUAUUAUCUCGUGAAGGGAGCUCCCAGUGGCGAUCUCGACUCAUGUUCCAGCUGGCACUGCUAGCAUCUAUCGACAGACUGCUCUUCCCACUGAUCAUAUUCCCAUUCUACGUAGCUUUCGGUCCCUGGUUCGCAGGUUUCAUGGUAGCCAAGCAUCUCUCAAUCUGCUUCAUGUGGGGCUCUUAUGUCAAUGCCUCCUUUAUACCUGGGGGGAUUAUCCACAUGUACGCUGUUAUCCUCCUUUUCGUAUAUUUCCUUCCCUUCAUCGUUCUACUUUCUUCCCGAGUGCUCACAACAUAUGCACAACAUUUCCAACCUACUCUCUGUGAGGAUAGAGUUGUUAAAGCCCUCAGGACGCUGAGCCUGUUCUGCCUCGUAGUCUAUCAGCUCGUGUGGGCGUCUUGGUUCUGGUUCGCGUUCGGAUGGACCGCGGUCGUAUUCGGAUUCGUUCCCACCGGGGGUCUGAUCUUCACGGCGGUUCUGUGGAGAAUGGCGACUGUAUUACCUCGGAACAUAUUCUGCUUAACUCGGGAAGAUAAUCGAGCGAUUACGAAUUCUUCUCUCCUCACGGGCAGCACCGAAAACCCAGAAGCCGGAGAAGAUCAAUCACUUGUUACUUCCGAACAAGUGAAGCUCAAUCUGAAGGACAACUAG
Messenger RNA from Galendromus occidentalis (western predatory mite), 2619 nucleotides. Its product is annotated as transmembrane protein 62. The coding region runs from base 568 to 2619 and encodes 683 amino acids. NCBI's taxonomy places the organism in Eukaryota, Metazoa, Arthropoda, Arachnida, Mesostigmata, Phytoseiidae. Gene Ontology annotation, molecular function: hydrolase activity. The transcript has 13 exons. The record is from RefSeq and is a predicted model, not a curated record.